Molecule: messenger RNA, 166 nt
Organism: Prorocentrum cordatum
Lineage: Eukaryota; Dinophyceae; Prorocentrales; Prorocentraceae
Source: the annotation of a GenBank genome assembly
GUGGGCCUCGGCGCCCAGGCCCAGCCUUUCGCUGCUGCCGGGGCAGGUCUCGCCGAGCGGCUCCCGGGCGCUGCUCGCGCGCGCCGCGGCGGUCUGCACGGGCGUGCGGGCGGCGGCGGCGCCGUGCGGCCGGCUGGGCCGGGCGCGCCUGCCCGAGGAGGAGUGA